Phycodurus eques (leafy seadragon) is the source of this 1657-nucleotide messenger RNA. It is a transcript of the gene tmem167b, whose product is annotated as transmembrane protein 167B. Bases 200 to 424 code for a protein of 74 amino acids. The record is from RefSeq and is a predicted model, not a curated record. The transcript is spliced from 3 exons. NCBI's taxonomy places the organism in Eukaryota, Metazoa, Chordata, Actinopteri, Syngnathiformes, Syngnathidae.
UCACAAAUUCCACCAGAUGGCACCCGUACGCUAUGGACGCCAGGAAACGCAAAGGAGUAAAAGGAGGUUUGAAACCGGAAAUGUGAACCUAGUGACUGCUAAGUGGAUUUCGUUAGCUCCCCUCUUCCAAAACACACGAUGGCUUUUUGAUUGACAUAAGUUAACAGUUACGUAACGUCGAUAAAAGGAUAGUGCGAACAUGACAAAUGUUUACUCCUUCGAUGGCAUUCUGGUGUUUGGGCUGCUCUUCAUCUGCACGUGUGCAUACUUCAAAAAGGUUCCUCGCCUCAACAGCUGGCUGCUGUCAGAGAAGAAAGGAGUGUGGGGAGUCUUCUACAAAGCUGCAGUCAUUGGGACACGGCUCCAUAUUUCUGUGGCGAUCUCCUGUGUGGUCAUGGCUUUCUAUUUGAUCUUCCUGAAAUGAUGGAACCGGACUGGUUGGGGAGAUUUAAAAUGGCAUAAGCUAGUGCUGGACUCACUGUGGUCAUGGAUAGUCCUUAUGGGACAACUAGUGGACUAAGUGACCCAUGACGUCGCUUCGCCUCAUGGACUUGCUAUGAAAGAUGAGUAAGUGCCACCCCCUUGUGGUGACUGGGUACAUAACGUAUCCCAAAACAGAUGAAGUCAUCCUGAAUACACCCGAUAGUUUUAUUACAGAGAAGUGGGUGAGGCCUGUGGUGUCACUCCGUUUUGAACUCAAGCUGUUUGUCUUCUUCAUUCACAUACUUAUUUAUACUGAAGCUAUGACAAUGAGUCAUUGCAUUGUAAGCCUGUACAACAUGAAGUUAGUUGACUAAUAUUUUUUUUUCCUUUUGAUCAAACUGAAAAUGAUCAAUUCUACAUGUAAUGUUUUCCCCCAGUUACAUCUAUGUUGCUUCUUUGAUGGGUGGAUAAAGAAAUAAUAUAUGAUGUAUUUUGACACAAUAUUGUACCUUUCACUUUUGUUUUCCCACAUCUUGGGGAUUUUAAACAAAUUUUCAUACUACUCAACUCAGCCUAUCCAAUUGCAUACUGGAUUAUUUUGUUUGAGUCUGUAAUGACAUACAAAUAAAAAUUUAAACAAAUUGGACCAACACGUAUAAUAAAUCUGCCUCAAAAUAUGCCUACAAUGCUAAAUAAGGACAGUGGUUAUCUGGUCAUUUCAUGCGAUCAUUGAAAGAAAUGAUUGGGGAGUGGGUGCAAUGAAAUAUUGAUUAAAAUGUUAGCAACACAUCUUGUAUGUUGUUUUUAUUAAAAGAAAAGUCAAGACAUCUCUGCUCUUGUUUCCCGCUGUUGCUUUUUUUUUGUUUUCUAACCUUUAUUCUGAGUCUGUGUGGCACGAAUUCAGAGUAAAGCCAGUAGAACUCAGCUUCAAAUCACCAAUUGUUUUCAAUGCAAUCACUUAGUCUGGUUUUUCUGCUGUAAGCGUCACACGUUCUAAUUUCGAUGUAACAUAGGCUAUAGAUUUUAAUCCGAUCAAGCAGAUCGACUUUACUGUGACGAUAUUGCAGACAUUUUCAGUAUACCAUUUUGAAGAGCAACCAACUGUUCUGUAAUUCAAGAUGUUGAUUUUACGAUGUAACUACCACUAAGUACAAAUUGCACUCUAGUUUGACAGCUGCACUCAAAUUUAUUCAAGCCAUUGUGGAAACACUUUUGUUGUUUCUUGUGUUGAGCU